AUGUCUGCUUUGAUUUUCAUUGAUCAUUUCGUGCUGGAAAUUGAAUUAAUUGGUUCUUUGAACAACGGGGAGGAGAGAGAAAGAGAUGAUGAAUUUGGAGAAGAUGAAGAUGAAUCCAUUUUAAUGGAACAGCCUGAACGGUUCUGCAUGUUUCCUGUUCGUUAUAAUCAACUUUGGGAGAUGUAUAAAAAAUCCGUCGCUAGUUUUUGGACUACUGAGGAGGUUGACCUCUCCUCUGACGUGCAGCAGUGGGACUCUCUAUCAGAUUCAAAGAGACAUUUCAUAUCCCAUGUACUGGCCUUUUUGGCUGCGUCAGAUGGAAUUGUUCUUGAGAACCUUAAGCUUGCUGCAAGAUUUUUGAAUGAUGUUAAAGCUCGAGGUUUCUACGGAUUUCAAAUCUCAAUGGAGAACAUACAUUAUGAGAUGUAUAGUUUGUUAUUGGAGACAUAUCACAUAUAAGGGACUCGAUCUAUUGAGAAGAACCACUUGUUCAAUGCCAUUGAGACGAUUCCAUGUAUACUGAAGAAAGCAGACUGGACUUUAAAUUGGAUUCAGAGUACAAAUUCUUUUGCAGAAAGAAUUGUUGCUUUUGCUUGUGUUGAAGGGAUCUUCUUCUCAGGAAAUUUUUGUGCCAUAUUUUGGCUUAAAAAGAGAGGCUUGAUGCCUGGUUUGACUUAUUCAAACGAGCUUAUUUCAAGAGACGAAGGCCUACACUUUGAUUUUGCCUGUCUUUUGUACAGUUUGUUACGUAAGAAACUACAGCCAGAGAAAGUUGAAAAGAUUGUGCAUGAAGCUGUUGAAAUUGAGACAGAAUUUGUAUGUGAAGCAAUUCCAUGUGCUUUGAUUAGCAUGAAUGUUGUGCUGAUGAGGCAGUACAUAAAAUUUGUUGCUGAUCGACUCCUGGUUUCUUUAGGGAACCAAAAGAAAUACAAUGUAACAAACCCUUUCGAUUGGAUGGAGUUCAUAUCACUGACGGGUAAGACAAACUUGUUCGAGAGAAGGGUGGGUGAGUAUCAGAAAGCAUCAGUAAUGUCAAAUUUAAAGGAUGGUAACAACAACUUUGUGUUCAAGCUGGAUGAAGAUUUUUAG
Molecule: messenger RNA, 1089 nt
Organism: Spinacia oleracea (spinach)
Lineage: Eukaryota; Viridiplantae; Streptophyta; Magnoliopsida; Caryophyllales; Amaranthaceae
Product: ribonucleoside-diphosphate reductase small chain A-like
Biological process (GO): deoxyribonucleotide biosynthetic process
Molecular function (GO): oxidoreductase activity
Source: RefSeq, a predicted model, not a curated record